Messenger RNA from Drosophila serrata, 3757 nucleotides. It is a transcript of the gene ADD1, whose product is annotated as ADD domain-containing protein 1. Gene Ontology annotation, cellular component: nucleus; pericentric heterochromatin. NCBI's taxonomy places the organism in Eukaryota, Metazoa, Arthropoda, Insecta, Diptera, Drosophilidae. Gene Ontology annotation, molecular function: chromatin DNA binding. Gene Ontology annotation, biological process: replication fork processing; chromatin remodeling. The record is from RefSeq and is a predicted model, not a curated record.
GUGUGCAAAAAAUUUCAUUCGGAACUAGCCGAAGUAGCCGCCAUAUUGAAAUUCAGCUGGCUGACAUUCUCGGGUGAAAAAAAUCUUUACUCUCAUUUUCCGAACAGUUUGAUGUGAACACAUAAUCUAAGGAAAUUUUCGACUUGCUGAAGAUCUUUUGCCGGUUAAAAACAACAACAAAAAAGUAUAAUACACGCACCAGAGGGCGGGUUUUUGUUGGCAAACAAAAACAGCGAUUAGCGCGCCGCUUUGUUGUUGCGGCGGCCAGCGCAUUGUGUGAUUCUGCGGAGUCUUGGCAUUUUUAGGAGUUUGCACGGAAACAGGAUUUGCCCCCAGGAGCAGGACACAUCAUGAGCACUCCGGGAGGCAGCGAUCUAGCGCUGGUGAAGGCGGCAACGCCAUCACCCUCGCCGAUGGCAAAAAUUGAUGUCGACUAUUUGGGUUCCAAGUUCGAGAUGCAUGCAUCGCUGUCGGAAGAGGAGCGUCGUUUCUAUCUGAAGAUGUAUCCCAGCGUGGACAUUGUGAACCAGCGCAGAGUUCACUGCACCGUGUGCCGCCAGCAUCUGGGCACCGCCCUCGCAGGCGAGAACAACAUCAAAAUGCAUCCCAUACUGCGUGUGACGCACUGCGUCAAGUGCCACGACUUCUACAACAGCGGCGAAUUCUCCAAAGGCGAGGAUGGCUCGGAGCUGUACUGCCGAUGGUGCGGUCAGGGAGGCGAGGUCUAUUGCUGCUCCACCUGCCCGUACGUCUUCUGCAAGUCGUGCAUCGUUAAGAACCUGUCCAAGGGCGUCAUUGUGGACAUUGAACAAAACGAGCACUGGAACUGCUUCAAUUGCACCUCGAAGAUCCUCUGGCCACUGCGGGCUCAGCACUGGGCGCUGGUCAACUACAUCCAAUCCACAAAGAAAGCUCUACAAUCUAUGCAGAUGUCUGAGCUAGAAGCCCGCCGCCAUAUGCUCAAGGACAACACGAGUUGCUGUCGCCUGGCCAAGGCGAAAGCUACAAGUCUCUCUGACUCUAUGGAGAGCUUGGAGUCGAAUACAUCGAAACGCAGUCAGGGCAGCUCGGCAAAUUCGGGCAAGAGGACACUACCGCCGAAGGCGAGUCCGGGACCGGCCACUAAACGCUCUAAAUCCUCCAAUGACGAGGUCGUGUGCACACCCGAUCUGCUCAGCAUCCUAGAGCCCGACUGUCAGCUCUCCAUGCUCCCCAAACCGCCAGGGCGUCAGCCGGGGCCGGCGUCUGGUAUUACGACUACCCCGAGGAUUGUCACCGUCCAGCAGAAUUACACGGGACCGAGUCCCAGCACGAGCAGCUCCAGCAAUGGUACCGGCCCCUCCACCUCGAUGGGAGCGCCACGGACUAGCCUGCCGCCGCCUUUGGUGCUUAGUGGUUCAGGAAUUCGGUAUCGUCAGAGUUCUCCUAGCAGUGUCACGAGUGUGCGACGCACUGUGGUGCCCAAUGUGGUGCGGAACAGUGGUCCUGUGUUCCACACCAUCAAUGGGUUCCGUGUCGAUCUGAACAGCGCUGCCCAACAGGACUCCUACCGCCUUCCCAAUGGACGACUAAUUCAAGUCAAACGCCAGAUGCCGAUAUCUAACCCACCGCCCGUGGCAUCACCGGCACCAACAGCGCCGAUCGUUCUUCCUCCAAUGAACCCGGGUGUGGUCAUUCGUCCGCGAGGUCCGGUUCCUAUUGGCAGACCGCCAAUGCAGGGUAACGCAUUUGGCAACAACAUUGGAAUCUACAAUCCGCAGACCAAUCAGCAGCAGCGGGCACCGCAAAUUGUGCGAAUUAACCAAAACCAGGCGACCACUCCAACGCCAGCACAGGUCCAAACACCGAACGUCAACGGGAGUGCAGGUAGUGGACAGACCUUGAUGAUUACUCCUGUGCCCGGUCCUCCUAAGACUCCAAGUCUUGUGCGGCACAAUUUCCCCAACACGACGUUGGGGCAAGCACGUUCCCAGCUGCAGGAGCAGAUCUUCAGCGCCAUGGACAUUUGCACCCACCUCACCGGCAAAGUGGUGUCACUUACCCACUCAAAUGCGUACAACCAGGUUCGCAAUUACCUUGACCUAAAGGAGCUGUACAUUCACAUGUCCUACCUCAUGACUUACGCCAUCGGGCGGUUCAAGCAUCUGCAGGAGAAGUGCCUGGUGGACAUGCGGGAGAUGGGCUUCAAGAACGAUGCAAAUAGUCUCGAAAACGGGCAACUAGCUGCCGCCGUCGACUAUGUCUGCUAUGGCCAGCUGGAUGAUGUGGAUCUCUUUAACACUGGCUGCAACAGUUUCCACAACCAGGUGUAUGAGUACCGCAAAAGUCUGCAUGCCAAUUUGAAGGAGGGCGAGGACUGCGAGCCACUGCCGCCGCUCAUGCCGCUUGGAGUUCGAGCCGAAGGCGAUCCGAUCGAUGAGGAGGAAACUCCUGAGUUGGAGCCAGAACAGAAACAAGAUGCCGAGGAAGAAGCAAACGAUUUUGAUUACGAUGAGGAGGAUUUAGAUGAUGACUUGGAUGAUGAUGAUCUGGAUAACGAGGAGUGCGGCGAACUGGGUACCGAGGAGAGCAUGAAUCGCAACGAACAAGCCCACGCCUACGACCGAAAGCUGACACGCCUGCUCCGCGAAUAUCCAUCGCUCUGGUGCACCCGUCAUCCGGACUAUGGAAAAAAAGAGGUUACUCUCAAACAGUGGCGGGUGAUUGCAACCCAUUUUCCCCGUGGCGACGACAUCAAGCUGCGAUGGAAGAACGUACGCAAGCGCUACGUUCGGAUCGAGCGCCGACUGAAGCAGGGAAAGCGCUUUAAGGGUUAUUUCGACAAGGCCACCAACUAUUUGGCCAACAGAGAUCGUCCCAGAAGCGAGUGGCUGGCGGUGGAUUGUGGCGAAGACGAUGGCGGGUUUGAACGAAAGCAAUUGGACGUCAUUGAGAACACAAUGGAACACAAGGAGCAGAAGGCGCCUCCUCCGCCACUGUCACCAAGUAAACCUAAGCCGCGUUUUCCUAUGCGACCCCUGGAGGUGCGUGCCAUCGAUCAGCGCAUUAUAACCUUCGCCAAGAGCCAUCCCGUGCUCUGGCGCAAAUCCACCGAUCCAGAGUUUAACAGUAUUGACGAGCAAACCAGAAAGUCUUUGUGGCAAAACUUUUGGAAGUCGGCGCCUAAUUAUGCAUGCGAGUACCUGGUGGAGCGCUGGCAACAAAUGUAUGAGAUGUACAAGUCCUUCCGCCUUAAGAGCAUUAAGGACAAGGGAAUUUUUGCGAAUCUCGAGUUAAAGUAUUCAAAGUACUUGGCCAGCCUGUAUUUCUUGUACAAAAUCGAUGAGCAGGACCUGCGCGACGAGUUUGAGCCUUUGCAGGAUUGCGUGCCUAAUGGUAGCGACCUGGCCGGCAAGCUAAAGGAUAUGCCAGACGACAAGCAGUUUGUUCAACAACUGGUGCUGGCUAUACGGGCUUAUCCUACUUUAUGGAAUCCCCGCCAUGUGGACUACAACGAUGUGGGAGCCAGGGAGCGUCUGUGGCCAGAGGUGGCCCGGAGGUUGCCACGAUUUAAGCGGGAUGCCAAGGCCUGUAAGCUGCGCUGGCAAAUGGCCAAAUUUGCGUACGAAUGCUAUUGCCGCGAGAUGGAGCGACAACUACCGACGCGGGCCAGCGAGCUGAAGCUCCAAAAGAUGCGAGCCAAUUUCCCGCUUGAAGAGAUGCGUUUUCUCAACACUUAGGCAUUACAUUCCACAGUGUAGUUUGGUUUACUUUAGUU